Onthophagus taurus is the source of this 3518-nucleotide messenger RNA. NCBI's taxonomy places the organism in Eukaryota, Metazoa, Arthropoda, Insecta, Coleoptera, Scarabaeidae. The record is from RefSeq and is a predicted model, not a curated record.
UAAUGGUAAAAUGGAACGAACCAUACCAAAAAUUAGCCUCUUGUGAUAGUUCCGGUAUCAUUUUCGUUUGGAUAAAAUACGAAGGAAGAUGGUCUAUAGAGCUAAUCAACGAUCGAAGUACUUUAGUUACCCAUUUUUCAUGGUCGCACGAUGGGCGAAUGGCGCUGAUUUGUUAUCAGGAUGGAUUUGUUCUUGUUGGAUCGGUUGCGGGGCAAAGAUAUUGGUCUUCCAUGUUAAGCCUUCAAUCAACCAUCACCUGUGGCAUUUGGACGCCGGACGAUCAACAAGUUUAUUUCGGGACAACAUCCGGUCAGAUUAUCGUCAUGGACGUACACGGCGCCAUGGUUUCCCAAGUCCAAUUAAUUGCCGAUGUCGGCAUUAGCCACAUGGCGUGGUCUUGCGAAAAAUUUAAAAUGGAAGAAGGAGAUGAUAAUGACCCAGGAGUCACAAAUGCCGCUGAAAGAAAGUUUGUUUUGGCGGUUAGCUUUGAGAAUGGAAAUAUUUAUUUGUUGAAAACUUUCGAUGAUGUUUCCCCGAUACAGAUAACAACCGGUCUACAAUCUCCUGUUUGUAUGGAAUGGAGCAAUUCGAGGGAGCUACUUGCUAUAGGAGGGAUUGAUAACGCCAGCCCGGAAAAUGUGUACAUAAAUAUUUUAAAGUUUUAUAAUGAAAAAGGAACUUUAAUUUAUUCAACAGUUUUGCCUUAUAACCAGGCUCCAAUAACAGCUUUAACUUGGGGCCACAAUGAUAAAAGACUAUUUUUAGCAACCGGAACUCACAUCCACAUAGCCUGGGUAUCCAGAAGAAUAGCUUCAUUACAAUUAAUGUGUAGGUUAAAAAUAUACAACUCUAUCCAACAAGAAACCCAAUUAAGUUUGCUUCCACUUCCGGCAAGGAUAAGAAAUUUAAUUGGAAAUCUUUUCGCUCAAACAAUUCGAUGUUUCGUCCCGGAAAUUUCAGCAUUAAGAGAUUUCGUUUCAAAACCACCUUUGGGUUCAGUUCGAUUACAUUGCACAAUGAUUAGGCAUGAUGAAGACAACAACCACGUUUCUUCUGGGACUUGUUACACUUUGUAUUUGGAGUAUUUAGGCGGACUGGUUCCUUUGUUGAAGGGAAAAAGAACGAGUAAAAUCCGGCCUGAAUUUGUGAUUUUUGAUCCUCAAGGGGAAGAUUAUGGAUUUCAACUUCAGUGGUCGCCGGAGUCAAAGAGUUCUGGGUCUUCAAGUUACUCGACGAGUGGUGGAAACUUGGCCAGUGAUUCUUCUGAUUCUGAAAUGGAUGAUGGGUGUACUGGGUCGCCUAGGAUGCAAAGAAGGAAGAAGAAAAGGAAUAAAUCUUAUACUAGGUUUGGAAAUCCGGAAAAAAAUUCUGGGCCAAGUUCUGGAGAUGCUGAACCUGAAGAUUUAUCUUACGUCGAUACUUUACCGGAACAUGUCCGCUUGGUUGAGGUUACCUCAAACAUUUGGGGGACGAAAUUUAAAAUUCAUGGUUUGGUGGAUUCGGUUCCAGCAAAUCUUGGACAAGUUACUUAUAAAACAUCUCUUCUUCAUUUACAACCGAGGCAAAUGACCUUGGUUAUAACGGAAUUACGCGAUGAUUACCCAAUAGUUCCCGAUCCAAAUUUCAAUCCAAAUUUGUUUUCGGAAGACGAAGAAGAUUCUGACCCAAAAAAUAAAAGUAGUUUACAAAAAGUUUCUUUAGAAAAUUGUCCACCGAUAGCCCCAAUGUCGCCGAGGGGAAAUCGCGUCUUAAGACAAAAAUUAUCAAACAACUAUUUAAGCAUUGACAUUCCAAGAUGCACCCCAUCUUUAGCGAAACCAGAAAGUUAUGAAGAUGAUUCGGAGAGAUCUUUUAGAAGUGGUAACUCUCGCCACGCUGUUUCGCCACUUUGUUGUGAAGGUUCCGUGCCUUCAUUGCAAUCCCCAAAGAAUGCUGUAGCCCCGGGUGAUAUUAUUUUUGAUAGACCAUCACCCCAAAUCGUUCAAGAUAUAAAAUACAAAAACAUCCCACUCUCUUUAAAUCUAAAAAAGAAUCAAGAAGAACCAAAGAAAGACAUAAAAAUAAAAGAAUCCCAACCGGGUCCUUCAAACGAUAACUCAAUGUUUCAUAACUUGAUCCCAGCAGAUUCAAUGAUACGAAGUUGCAGUGUGGGUUAUUUAGACUCCAUGGUCGAUGGGUUAGUCCCAAGCGAUUUAGCACUCCAAAUGUUACGAAAAGAAGCCCCAAAAAGAUUAGUUUUAGUUAACAGAAAACACAAGCACAAAAAGAAUCAUAAAAAACCCGCCACACCCGAGCAACCCCAAGAAAACCAAAAGAAAUUAAAAAAUUGCGGCAAAUCAAAAAGCUUAGAUUCAAGCGAUUUACUUUGCAACUCACUAGAAAGCAUAGGAAAUUUACAAAAAGAAGUGAACCACCUCGAAGUAGUCCCCGAAAUAAAACCGAACACAUCAACCGAAACAUCACCAACAUCAACGGCAACCACAACAACAGGAAACAACAACACGAACAAAUUAAAUAACCACAACAACAACAACAACAAUAACCUAAACAACAACAUAAACAACAUUAAAAAAGAAGGUAACUCGAAGCUAAGUUUUUUUGGUUCAAAAUCGCCGUUAUCUCGGCGAAAAAAAAAUCACGAAUUAAACGAGGAAAACAAACGGAGUAGAAGUAAAACUAAAAAGUCGCAAAACGAAAAUGAAAAUAAAUCGACUUCGCUUCACACUCACGCGUUAGCCACUUUAGAGAGUCUGUUGAAUCGCUUACGUGAAGAUGAUAAUAAAAAAACGAACGUACAAAGUCCGAGAUUACCGAGAAGCUCGCCUUCUUCGCCCGCACCAAGCAAAAAGGGAAAACGUCCACAAUCGGCUUCGCCCGUUCGUAAAAAUAUACUUUCUUCGCCUUUGUUAAGUAAGAAACAUCGAAAAUCGAAACUUUUAGAGAGUUCGGAUGAUGAAGUUAACGCGUCCGGCGAUGAAGUUUUUAAUGGGGUUAAUUAUACUGAUUUGGAAACGUUUCAGAAAGCACAAUUACGACAAAAGCUAAAAAGAGUUAAAAUAGAACCAAAUGGAACGAAUGUAAAUACUUAUCUGAUUCCUCUAAGACGAGAAUUUGUUAUGCACAAUAAAGCUCCGAUGUGGAAUGAAAGUAGCCAAGUUUACCAACUUGAUUUUGGAGGAAGAGUGACUCAAGAAUCAGCUAAAAAUUUUCAAAUCGAAUUUAGAGGAAAACAGGUGAUGCAAUUUGGUCGUAUUGAUGGAAAUGCGUACACUUUGGACUUUCAGUAUCCGUUUUCAGCACUCCAAGCAUUCGCUGUAGCCUUAGCAAACGUAACGCAACGGCUCAAAUAGAAAGGAAAUUAAUUUCUUUUUUUUUUUCAAAUUUUUUUCGAAGGAAAAAUCGCGCAACGUACCGCAUACAUAUCCGAGAAAAAAAAAUCAUCAUUCGAAACAUUUCAUAAAUGGUACCCUAAAAAAAAUAAUAAAUAAAAAAAUUAGUGCCAAUAAUUUAAAAAUUAA